This is a messenger RNA of Penicillium mononematosum, 1698 nucleotides long. Its product is annotated as MFS-type transporter sphD. Gene Ontology annotation, biological process: transmembrane transport. The record is from RefSeq and is a predicted model, not a curated record. The transcript has 2 exons. Bases 1 to 1698 code for a protein of 565 amino acids. Gene Ontology annotation, molecular function: transmembrane transporter activity. NCBI's taxonomy places the organism in Eukaryota, Fungi, Ascomycota, Eurotiomycetes, Eurotiales, Aspergillaceae.
AUGCUCCAUUCCGAGGCCACCUCCAGCCCACUUACCAAUAUCUCUGGUAUUCCAGACGGACCGGGAUUGGAACAAAACUCGGAAGUCGAGGGCGCGGAGAAAGUGACUGAGACCAGGGAUACACACUCCCCAACAGAGCAAAAUGAGCAGGAUGAUGCUGAAUCAACGACCAAAAAGCCAAAGUCUCUUUCCUUCAAGCUCGCGUUCAUAGGGCUCGCAGCGAGUCUUUUCGUGUUCCAGCUGGAUGCGACAUGCCUAAGCAUUGCCCUUCCAACCAUUGCUGGUGAGCUAAAUGCCUCGAGUCUAGAGUCAUUCUGGGCAAAUCUGGCCUAUACUCUUUGUGGUCUAGUAAUGCAACCCGUUUGGGCCAGCAUCUCCAACGAGUUCGGUCGCAAACCCCCUCUUUAUAUAUCCAUUGGAUUAUUCUUCAUCGGCUCCAUCGUUUUUGCUACGGCGCAAAAUAUGGGCACCAUAAUUGUUGGACGAGUCCUCCAGGGUCUCGGUGGUGGAGGAAUCGACGUGUUGGUGCAGGUGAUCCUCGCAGAUAUGACAACACUAGAGGAACGCUCGACAUAUCUAGGCUUAAUGGCCAUUCCGUCGGCCGUGGGUAAUAUCAUGGGUCCUACCGUUGGGGCGCUAUUUUCCACGUACGCCUCCUGGAGGUGGAUCGGAUGGAUUAACCUCCCAUGGCUCGGAAUUGGGACACCUUUGGUUGUCAUCUUCCUCAAACUUCGGCCUAUUCCGCUCGAUUCCACGCUUGUUGGAAAUUUAAAGCGCCUCGACUGGAUUGGAAUGGCGCUCCUUAUCAUCGGAAUCUCGAUUUUGGUUAUUCCGAUGAGUUGGGCGGGCUCCUUAUAUCCAUGGCCCUCCUGGCAGACUCUCCUUCCAAUGUUCUUGGGAGUGGCGGCGCUCGUCGCUUUUGGCUUCUACGAGGGAAAGCCUGCCGAUCCUAUCGUUCCUCAUCGUAUUUUCCACUCGAAGACCGGAAACGUGACUUUACUAGGAGGCUUCCUCCACGGCGCGGUGCUAGUCUCCCUCUUACAAUACUUGCCCUUACUCUACCAAGCUGUAGAGCUCCAAAACGCAAUAUUAUCCGCCGUAUACCUAUUGCCUACCUCGAUUAUCAGCGUCUUAGUGGCAGCCGUUUCAAUGAUGCUAGUACCAUUGUUCGGAGGUUAUGUGUGGCUUUUACGACUUUCGUGGGUCAUCCUUACGCUAGGAUCCGGCUUGCUAGCCCUCUUCGAAGUAGGGUCUUCAGCAUCUAUGUGUUACGGGCUUCCUAUUCUCUGGGGUCAGGGAGUUGCGCUAUUACGCCUUAACAUUCUUCCGAUGCAAGCGAGCGUUAAGAAUGUUGAUGACACAGGCUUAGCUAUUGGGCAGUUUCUAACUAUUCGCAUGUUUGGUGGUCUUGUCGGCCUCACUAUCUCUUCGUCAAUUUUCAACAAUGUUUUCUCGAGGGCUAUCACUGAUACUACACUUCAGCUGACGGGAGCCUUGGCGCCUCUGAAAGAUGCCUCCAAUGCUGUGAGCUUCAUUGACUCUUUGGGAUCCCUACAUGUUCCUAUAUCAACGCUGGGCCAGGUAUUAGGCAUCUAUCUGAAGUGCUUCCGCACGAUAUUCUAUGUGAUGACCGGCCUGAGUGCACUGGGUUUGGUGAGUUCAAUCUUCCUGGAUGAGAUAAACCUCAAGGGCCGGUGA